AUGCUCGACGAGAACCUCCCCACAUUUUACCUCAAACAUGGCCAAAAUAAACAUUCCUGGACCAUCUAUCUUUGCCACCACGGCGAUGAACCCGCUCCAGCCUACCACCUCCGCUACCCAGACCCAUCUUCUCCCUCCUCCAAGAACCGCUACGCAGUCGCGCUCUGCGACCCCUACGUCCCGGAGAUAAUCUACGGUGAAGUCCUCCUCAUCCCAGAAUGGACGCAACCUUCGUUGUCCGCAGAUGCGAUCCGCGCAAACGGCGGCGUCACACCUCCCCCUGAACCUAUCCUUCCUAGCCAGUUCGUUGUGCAUUUGUAUAAUCCGGACCAACAGAUCGUUGUGCGGUAUAAGCCUAAGACGUGGAAUAGUCCUGCGACGUGGGAAUUUGAGAUGCCGCAACACACUUUCCGACAGCCGUCGAGUUCGACGUUGGAUCGCACGCAAAUUGAUCCUGCGGUCGCGGAUGUAACGCCCAAGUUGCGUUUUGGAUGGCGAAAGGAUAGCAAGUUGUCCAAGGAUCUAGCAUGCUUAUUAUCCGGGAAAACGGCAUCGAUUACGGAAACUAAAACGAAGAGUAAAGAGCCGGAUAUCACGAUUUCGAUCUUCAAGGGCCUGCGCGAGAUGACAUUAUACGAGCCGAACCUAUAUCGCGUGGAGAUGGAGGAUUUCAAGGGGCUGGAGUGUGUUUUGCUGCUGGGGGCUGUUACGAUUAGAGAUGUGUUUUUUACGUCGAUUGAAAAGGCAUUUUCGAUUUCGCAUGAUGUGAAGAAACCGCAGAAGACCCCGCAGAAUGCUGCUGCUGUGCAGAAACCUAUUCAGAAACCGGGUCCUAGUACUGCAGCCCCUGUUGCCAAUGGCCUUAAAGCUCAGCCUCAACCUCAGCCUCAGCAACCACCGGCUAUGUCGGGCGCACUGGUUGCGAACAACAAACCGCAUCCUACACGCGCAGGUCCGGAACGACCCCGGGUUACUAUUCCCCAGCAAAACAAACCACUACCAGAGGCCGUAUCUCAACCUUCGCAGCCACAACCACAGACUCGUCCACAACAGCAACAGCAACCACAACAAGUACGUUUCUCCCCAGGCACCAGACCAGAGGACGACCUCCGCCGCCAAAAGAAAAUGCAAGAAGCAAACGACAAAGCGCGCCGCAAGAAACAAGCCGAAAUCGAAAAGGAAACCAAGCGUCUGCAGAAGAUCUACGGCAGAGAGGAGGAACAGGUACGCCGGUCUCAGCAGCAGCGCCCUGCACAGCCCCGGCCACAACCGCAGCCACAACGCCCGACACAGCAUCGUCCUACGCAAUCACAUCCGUCGUCCUCACGGCCACACCUUCCACCUCGUCCAGGUCCAGGUCCGGGCCCGUAUCUCCAUGUCCCGCCAUCACAGGUGGGAAAUAACAGGCGACCCAAUGCCCACGCGUCAGUCCAAUUCCUCCCGUUGCAGCCACAACACGUAUCCUCCCCAGGCCUGCAGCAGAAAAAGAGCAGUUUCUUUGGAUUGCGCCGGUCAUCCGAGGAAAAGAAUAAAGAGAAGCUGGCGAAGAAGCGGAGUUCGAUGUUUUAA
Molecule: messenger RNA, 1569 nt
Organism: Aspergillus chevalieri
Lineage: Eukaryota; Fungi; Ascomycota; Eurotiomycetes; Eurotiales; Aspergillaceae
Exons: 2
Coding region: 1-1569 (522 amino acids)
Source: RefSeq, a predicted model, not a curated record